Messenger RNA from Loxodonta africana (African savanna elephant), 4630 nucleotides. It is a transcript of the gene NUFIP2, whose product is annotated as nuclear FMR1 interacting protein 2. NCBI's taxonomy places the organism in Eukaryota, Metazoa, Chordata, Mammalia, Proboscidea, Elephantidae. Gene Ontology annotation, molecular function: RNA binding. The record is from RefSeq and is a predicted model, not a curated record. The coding region runs from base 93 to 2186 and encodes 697 amino acids. Gene Ontology annotation, cellular component: cytoplasmic stress granule; nucleoplasm. The transcript has 4 exons.
CUCAGAUAUACUGAGUGAGCCCUAAGAAGCAGUCUCAGAUCCUGACGGUGCAGCAGCCUGCAGCCUCAGCCAGGGAGUCCCAGCCGCUUUCAAUGGAGGAGAAGCCCGGCCAGCCACAGCCUCAGCACCAUCACAGCCACCACCACCCGCACCAUCAUCCCCAGCAGCAGCAGCAGCAGCAGCAACAGCCGCACCACCACCACCAUUAUUAUUUCUACAACCAUAGCCACAACCACCACCACCACCACCAUCACCAGCAGCCUCACCAGUACCUGCAGCAUGGAGUCGAGGGCAGCCCCAAGGCCCAGCCAAAGCCACUGAAACAUGAGCAGAAACACGCCCUCCAGCAGCACCAGGAAACGCCGAAGAAGAAAACAGGUUAUGGUGAACUAAAUGGUAAUGCUGGAGAAAGGGAAAUAUCUUCAAAGAACUUGGGUUCUGAUGAAGCUACCAGCCCUUUUUCCAGGGUCCUCAAUGGCAACCAGCAAGUGGUAGACACUAAUGUGAAGCAGACUGUGAAGCCCGGCACCUUUGGGAGAGCAGGAAUUAAAACCAAGAAUUUCAUUCAGAAAAACAGUAUGGACAAAAAGAAUGGAAAGUCUUACGAAAAUAAAUCUGGCGAGAACCAAUCUGUAGACAAGACGGACACUAUAGCGAUUCCAAAUGGUGUUAUAACAAAUAAUUCUGGCUAUAUUGCUAAUGGUUAUGUGGGCAAAGGGGCAGAUAAUGACGGUAGCGGGUCUGAGAGUGGAUAUACCACUCCAAAAAAGAGGAAAGCUAGGCGCAAUAGUGCCAAGGGUUGUGAAAACCUAAAUUUAGUGCAGGACAAAAUAAUGCAACAAGAGACCAGUGUCCCACCCUUGAAACAGGGACUUGAAACUUUCAAGCCUGAUUAUAGCGAACAAAAGGGAAAUCGAGUAGAUGGUUCUAAGCCCAUUUGGAAGUAUGAAACUGGGCCUGGAGGAACAAGCCGAGGAAAACCUGUGGGUGAUAUGCUGCGGAAGAGUUCUGAUAUUAAACCUGGUGUGAGCAGUAAAAAGUUUGAUGAUCGGCCCAAAGGAAAGCAUGCAUCAGCCGUUGCCUCCAAGGAGGACUCAUGGACCCUAUUUAAACCACCCCCAGUUUUUCCAGUGGACAAUAGCAGUGCUAAAAUAGUUCCUAAAAUAAGUUAUGCAAGCAAAGUUAAGGAAAACCUCAACAAAACUGUACAGAAUUCUUCUGUGUCUCCAUCUUCAUCUUCAUCCUCUUCAUCAUCUACUGGGGAAACUCAGACCCAGUCUUCAAGCCGGCUAUCCCAGGUCCCUAUGUCUGCGCUGAAAUCUGUUACUUCUGCCAACUUUUCUAAUGGGCCUGUUUUAGCAGGGACUGAUGCAAGUGUGUAUUCUCCAGGGAGUCAGCCACUGCUGACUGCUGCUGCUAGUACUCUAACACCCAUCUCCUCUGGAACUGAUUCAGUGCUCCAGGACAUGAGUUUAACUUCAGCAGCUGUUGAACAAAUUAAGUCUAGCCUUUUUAUCUACCCUUCAAAUAUGCAAACUGUGCUGUUGAGCACAGCACAAGUAGACCUGCCCUCUCAGACGGAUCAACAAAACCUGGGGGAUAUUUUCCAGAAUCAGUGGGGUUUAUCAUUUAUAAACGAGCCCAGUGCUGGCCCUGAGACUGUUACUGGGAAGUCUUCAGAUCAUAAAGUAAUGGAAGUGACAUUUCAAGGGGAAUAUCCUGCCACUUUGGUUUCACAGGGUGCUGAAAUAAUCCCCUCAGGAACUGAGCAUCCUGUGUUUCCCAAGGCUUAUGAGCUGGAAAAACGGACUAGUCCUCAAGUUCUGGGUAGCAUUAUAAAAUCUGGGACUACCAGUGAGAGUGGAGCCUUAUCCUUGGAACCCAGUCAUAUAGGUGACCUGCAAAAAGCAGACACCAGUAGUCAAGGUGCUUUAGUGUUUUUCUCAAAGGACUACGAGAUAGAAAAUCCAAAUCCUUUGGCCUCUCCCACGAACACUUUGUUAGGCUCUGCCAAAGAACAGAAAUACCAGAGAGGCCUAGAAAGGAAUGAUAGCUGGGGUUCUUUUGACCUGAGGGCUGCUAUUGUAUAUCACACUAAAGAAAUGGAAUCUAUUUGGAAUUUACAGAAGCAAGAUCCCAAAAGGAUAAUCACUUACAACGAAGCCAUGGAUAGUCCAGAUCAAUGAAGGUAGCAGGACCAGACUGCCUGUUUGUAACCUUUCUGCAGCAUUAGAGCCACCGUUCAUGGGGGACGCAAGGCUUUUAUGCUCCUAGAUCUUCAACGCAGCAGAGGAACCAUAAGUAGAAUCACAGGAUAAUAUAUACAAAUAUAUAUAUAUAUAUAUAUAGUUAUUUAAAAAAAGGCAACUGAAAGUAAUUAGACUUCUUAAGGAAUCAAAAAUUAUUUCAAGAGACUACACAUGGUUAUUUAAUCUCCGGUACUGAAUAGUUUUUUUUUUUUUUCCUCCCCUCUUUUGUUAGAUAUUGUUUUUAAGAGUGAAUGCAAGUGAUUAAUGAAUACAGACUAAACAAGCGUGGUUCUAAAGUUCCUGCUGUCAUCAACCUGGGCAACAAAUGACCCACUGGAAAGGCACAUCCACUUAAAAAGAUCUCUGUAUCUUGUUCUGUGACUAAAGUGGUACACUAAUCAUGGGGAGCCCAGAAUGAUUCAACAUCUUCCCCACUCCUCCCUUGAUCUUUUGGUUUUCCUUUGAACCCUGCGAGAAUGCUGGAUAAAUGCCUUGACGUUUGCAGGGGUAUAUAUUUUUUUUUUUUUUUUUUUUAGCGAAUAUGAUUUGCAUGUCUUGCCAGGAGUUAAGCUCGGCCUCUGUGGGGUGUUGGGGAAAUACUUUUCUUUCUUUCCUUUUAUUUUUUUGGUGCGGUGGGGGUAGGGGAGGGCAUUAAAGUUCUACAAUUCUGGAAUGGUUGGUGGUACAUAGUCACUUGGCUUUGGUUACACAUUGGACUUUUACAACUGAAGAAUCCAUGAGUGUCAUUUUAAAGAAAAUUUGCAGAACAAGCUUAAAUAUUUAAUAAUGGGGGGAAAAAAAACCCUUUGUUCCCAUCUUUUAAUGUAAUUGUAUAACUGGGAGCAAAAACAUACUCUGCUUUUCAACUGUAGGUGCUCCAGACUUGCUCUAUGUCAGUAACACUAAAUGUGCUGUUCUCCUUGGUUUUCAUCAAACACCUGAAGAGAAACUAUAACAUCUUUCUGUAAAUUCUUUCCCUUUUAAUUUCUCAGAAAAAUCUUAAGAAGAAAAAAGCCCAUGAAGACUAAAACUUUUCAUGUUUUUAGCCAGUGAGGGGGUAAUAAACCCUGCUUAUAGAAGGUGUUUUCAUGCAAACUGUACUUCUGAGCUUUUUAGCUUCUAAUGAUAUCUUUAUAAAUAUAUUUUAUUACUAGAGCAAAAUGGGUUUUUUUAAGGAAAAAAUAAUGUGAAAUUCUGGAAAUUUUUCUUUCGGGCAGAGAAGAGCAAAGCCCUGUCCUAUCAUCACAUUGCCAUCCUGGUGCACUGCAGCUUGCGUGUAGCAUGCUAAAAUAAAUUUUUUGUGUGUGCAGAAACUAAGGGUCCAAUUUAAGAUUGGGUGAUGUUAGUGGAUAAAAACAAGUUCUCUGGCCUGACAUAAUAUCACAUCACACGCAGAGAAAUUAGUGUAUUAAUGUAGGUCAAAUACAGGUUGAGAUAGCAGGGCAUUUUAUAUGAGGUGUAGUCUAAUAAAGUCGAUUGUAUCCCCCAGGGUAUUUGGGGGAGAAAGUAACUGGUUUUGCUCUACCCGCCUGCUUAAGAAAUGUCCAGUUUUGAGAGACUAGUAUGAAUGGGUUUUCUUGUUCUGUUGAUUAUUUGAGGUUUUUAACAAAUAGUUCAUGAAAGAAGCUGUUGGACUCAACAUAGAUAGAGAAAUUAAAAUAUCUUUUUAGUCUGGAUUUCUGCCCUGCUUAGAUUUUUAAAGUAUAAGCAUGGAUUGCCAAUUCCACUUGAUGUAAACAAAACUUUUUAUACAUAAUAUAUAUAACUUAUUGUAUCAGUCCAGGUUCAGAAACUUGUGGUAGGCCAGUUCCAGAUAGUUUCAUUUCACCUGUAAACUGUAUCACUUUUACUGAUAUUGUAAUUUUCAAAUGUAUAAUAUGUUUACAGAUGUGCCCUGCAUUUAGUCUGCCUUGUUCUUAUUUUGAUUUUUGUUGAGUCUCCUGCCUGCUUGCCAAAAGCUAGGAUGCUUCAGGCCCAUGUACAAUUGAAAGCAGAGGCAUCCUUGAGCUUUAAAGCAUUGAACAAACUGGAAAAUGCGACAUACCAUAUACUGAAGUGAAAGAAGUCUGUGUUUCUGUGUUUUUUUUAAAUAAAAAGAAAUUUUUAAAGUUAAAAAAAAAAAAAAAAGAUUAAAGGGGAAAAAAAGGCUCCAGUUUGUUUUAUAGGUUUUAAAGUUCUGCUGUGUGUUCAGUUGCCUUCUGUAAACCAUUUGUCGCCUUAGGGCCAGAUUCUUUUUUUUUUCCCAACAUCCAUUUUGCUUGCCUGGAAUUUUAAAGCUCUUCUGGCUCACAACUCACAGGAAACUUUCUGGGUUUGUGACAUACGGAGGUUGAAUGAAUAUAUAUUUAAAAAAAAAAAAAAAAAGAAAGAAAAACAGCCCC